Messenger RNA from Cyphellophora attinorum, 969 nucleotides. RefSeq lists its product as uncharacterized. The transcript has a single exon. NCBI's taxonomy places the organism in Eukaryota, Fungi, Ascomycota, Eurotiomycetes, Chaetothyriales, Cyphellophoraceae. Bases 1 to 969 code for a protein of 322 amino acids. The record is from RefSeq and is a predicted model, not a curated record.
AUGGCGGUCCCACUCUAUACAGCCUCGCCAAUCAACACAAACGUGCCGCUAAGCGCGUUUCCCUCCAGUCCCUCAACAUUCGCGAUGAGAUAUACACCAGCCGAAGCACUAGACGAAGUCCUAGCUACAUCAGUCCCGCUGCCACCCUCAAAGCCGGUAACGCCUUCGCCAGAAGCAAUGCAGAACACCCAAAGAGCCAACACGCUUGCACACACCUCCAACGCGUUCCCAACAUCACCCACGCCUAUGAAAGCUCAACCCAGCCAAGCGACAAACUUCACAACACCCGCCUACAGCACGCAUUCCCACAACAGCAGCGGCACCUCCUCCCCACAACCGCCCUCCCUGACUCGCCUCUCCAUUCCCAGCACGCCUUCUUCAUCCCCCAAGCUCCCUACCGCCAUCCCAUACACAGGUGCCUCAGCAAUGGGCAGCCCCGUCUCCCGAGUCUCCUCAACCUACAGCCCACCCCACCUACCCCAUCACGCCCGCAACAUCUCCUCCAUCAGCGCCAUCUCCGGCUUCUCCUCCCCCUACCUCUCCACCCCCAUCGCCCACGCAGUUCCCACCACACCAGGCAACAACCCACCCGGCUACGUCCAAAACACCCGCGACAGCUUCGAAGACCGGCCCCUCGCCGACGUCGAGGAACAGACUUACUCCCUCCCGCGCUCGCCCCUCCGACAAUCAUACUCUGCUCUCCAUAACAGUGGGGUACACAGCCCAUUCUACGCGCCGCCGAGUUCUAACGACGUAUUCGGGCAUCGGCACCGGAAGAGCUAUGCGGGCGGUCCAGGAAUUCUCAACGGGGAGAUUUUUUUCCAGAAUCUGGAUGGGGUCAAUCAUGAAGGGACUGAUGGUGGUGAUGAGAAUGUGUGGGAGGUGGCGGGCAAGUGGGCGAAGAUGGGGUGGCGGAAGCUGGGGGAGGCGGAGGAGGGGGUUUGGCGGGUUGUUAGUGGCGAGCGGUGA